Penicillium verhagenii is the source of this 1383-nucleotide messenger RNA. RefSeq names its product fungal specific transcription factor domain-containing protein. The transcript has 8 exons. The record is from RefSeq and is a predicted model, not a curated record. Gene Ontology annotation, molecular function: DNA binding; zinc ion binding. Bases 1 to 1383 code for a protein of 460 amino acids. Gene Ontology annotation, biological process: DNA-templated transcription. NCBI's taxonomy places the organism in Eukaryota, Fungi, Ascomycota, Eurotiomycetes, Eurotiales, Aspergillaceae.
AUGUGUUCUCGAUCAAAUGCUGGCGUAGCAGGUCGAGUUACCCCCCAUGAGGAUAACAGGGCCAAGGCGGUCAAUGCGAUGGCAACGGUGGGAGCAGCAACAACCCCGAACUCUCUAGGAGGAGGUUUAUCCAUGUUUGCUUGCAACCGUAAUACCGAGCAUCCCAGUCAAACAAUCUCGACUCCUCACACUUCUGAGGUUGACCGGGAGGAGGCCACUAUGGACCUCCAAGCCGUCAAUUGGGAGCAUCAUGGACCUGGCUCAUGGCUUUCCAUAUGUUCACCCCCUGGCCUGCAGUGGGUUUCGGCCAAAACUGGCACCACUCGUUUCCAUCAGAUUGCCGAGACUUUAGUCAUGGACUGGACUAACAAAUUGACCCUCAGUCCAGGCAGGAACCGUGAAAGAAGCACGGAGCCUGGGACUAAUCACGCAUGGGCGUAUGUAUCGGCCUACUUUGAAAGAUCCCAAGAUCGAGUCUUUGGGGUGGUUCUUCGCUCUGAUUUCGAAACACGGCUACGUGUUCAUCUACAAAGUGGGAGCAAACCCCAUGAGGAUGCCGCAUGGUAUGCCUUGCGAAAUGCCGUAUAUCCUUUCAUGCUUCGUGGACCAAUUUCUAACGAGAUGCUCGCUCAGACUGCCUUCGCCGAGCUUCUGGGAAGCCCGGCUAUCGAAUACAUGCUCUGUGCAUCUGCAGCCCGACUUGCACAAUCGAAGGGCCUUCAUCGACAGCCAUCAAAGACCUGGAAUCUUCCAAAGUCGGAGAUGGUUCACAGGAACUGGGUCUUUUGGGCUGCAUACUACUAUGAUAAGAAUAUUGCAUUGCGAUCUGGCCGACCGCCGGCAUUUAACGAUGAUGAGAUAAGCUGCGAAAUACCGAGCGAGCUCCCCAAUGGAAGCACGACAGAUAUUAAUGUCGUGACAUCUCUCAUAGAACAUGCCCGGAUCUGCGCCAAGAUAAGCAAGGAGCUUUUUAUUGUUUUCUAUUAUCCAAUGCUUGCGGUGAUCAAUUUAUUCAUUUACAUCCUCAAAGCGCCAUCACUUGAUACAGUACCAUCAGACUUGGCGCUCCUUGAUCUUGCCGCAGGUCACUUCGCAAGAGUGCAUUUUUUAACAUCGGCGCAAGUAUCAUUCACCUUUGCAAGGGAGGUUGUUGGCUUGGCAAACAAGGCAGUCAGGAGGACAGCGUUGGCGGUACCUAAUAACAACAGAAAAACGCCGAAUGUUUACACGCCUGAUAUCUCACCAGUGAAUAUCCCUGGAGAUUCUUUCUCAGUCUUUGACUCAAAUGCCAGUUUCGAGGAUUUCAACACUCUCUCGGCGGAAUUUUUCGAAGGUCUUUCAAGUGCAGGAGACAUGAUAAUCUUUGAAAAUUACGAUAUGUAG